Messenger RNA from Cercospora beticola, 579 nucleotides. RefSeq lists its product as uncharacterized. NCBI's taxonomy places the organism in Eukaryota, Fungi, Ascomycota, Dothideomycetes, Mycosphaerellales, Mycosphaerellaceae. The record is from RefSeq and is a predicted model, not a curated record.
AUGAAGUUCUCACACGCACUUACAGCUCUUGCGCUCGCAUCCGGAGUCGUGGCCGAUUGCCCUCCAGAACAACGUAUCGAUGCACUGAAGUACAUUGUCAGAGCAUUCAAUGCGGUCGGCCUCGAGUCGGUGCAAUUGAUCAAUGGCAUGCCACUUGCACCACAAUGCGACGCAUUCCUAUUUAUCAACGGCCUCCCCGGAAUCUCCCCAGCCUUUGACUCAACAACAGUCAAAGCCUUUUCUCAAACCGUUCGACAAGCCUUCGGAUACGUGGAAGGCAGAUAUUCCGCCGCAGACAACGGCACAGCGACUCUUGAUGCGAUUGUGACCCUCGGAGUCCUCCAAGUCCUACAAGCCCCAGUCCGAACACGAAUCGUCGUCCCUGCAGAAUUCGACCCAGAGACUUGCCUCAUCACAUCUCUGCCGACGUAUAUCAUGCUUCCGACAGAUAUUGCAGGAAACACGAUCAAUCCUCCGAGAAUUCCUAAGAUUUUGGGGAUUGAUAGAUUGCCUGGUUUCAAGCCGAUUUUGCAGUUGCUGGUUCCUGCUAUUGGCGAUAUCUUUAAUGUGUUGAAUUAG